Molecule: messenger RNA, 7727 nt
Organism: Anarrhichthys ocellatus (wolf-eel)
Lineage: Eukaryota; Metazoa; Chordata; Actinopteri; Perciformes; Anarhichadidae
Gene: dhtkd1
Product: dehydrogenase E1 and transketolase domain containing 1
Exons: 17
Coding region: 4350-7121 (923 amino acids)
Molecular function (GO): thiamine pyrophosphate binding; oxidoreductase activity, acting on the aldehyde or oxo group of donors, disulfide as acceptor
Source: RefSeq, a predicted model, not a curated record
AUUCAUUUGAUUAAUGGACGUUUCUCUUCGGUUUAGUUUGGAUGCCUCAUGUUGAACGAUGAUUUACAAUGUCUGUUAAUCAUACAGAUGCCAGACAAUGUCUUUUUGUUAGAAUUUGUUGUUAAAGUGCCCAUGUGUCAAACUCUGUUUUGUUUUUUUAAUUCACACAAUUUUUCCUGUAAUAUAACCUAGUUUUCUUUACACACACACACACCUUGACACAAAACACUUUUUCUGUGGUUGCAAAUGUGGGAGCCCCUGAAGUAGAGAUCACUUGGAUACAACACACGACCUGACGGUCUCUGCAUAUUUUUAUAGACACACAUGCACGCACUUGCUUUUUCUAUUUUAGUUUUUGGCUGAUAGUUCUUUUUAAUUGACUUCCAGUAUCUUGUUUCAGUUGUACACGAUGCGAAGCACAUCAAUACUACCAAGUCCACCACAAAACGUGUUGGUUUACAAAUACAUUCCAUUUUUCAGCACAAAGGUUUACACUUUUCUUUUUUACCAGGGUGUUAUUUAGUCUGUUGUUCUACUAGUUGAGACAACCCUGGUAAAAAUAACAACCACUUCACCCCAAAAGAAGGGUUCCCUAAAGCUGCGUACCUGAUGGCGCUGAAGAGUUGUCAAACUCAGGGGCUUUUUUUGUGUGUGAAACUAGACGCCCACACAGGAUUACGACACAAAUGCACAAUUAUCACCAUUUGACCUUUCUUUUCUUUUUAUUUCUUUUCUCAAAAUACAUAAAUAUUCCAAAAAAAAAAAAAAAUCUAAAGAGGUACCAAAUUUGAAUCAGUGCUCGAAGGAAAGUGUUGUCGUUUUGUAAGGAAAUGUCAAGCAGAAUUGUGGGAGCUAAUCACUUUUGCAGAAUGUUGAGUGUGAUAUAAUCCCCAAAUUUACAAGGUACCACUGACUUCACUUUUUAAUAUGGGCAUGUGCUUUUUACAGUGUGUUUUUUCUAUCCAAAUGCAAUACAAUAUUCAAAGUGCCAUAUAUACGUCUAGAAACUGCCUACACAUCCUUAUCAGGCCUUGGUUUAGAGAUUGCUGCAGUUCGCCUUUUUUUUUUUUUUUGUGUCUAUGCCAGUGUCAUGAAAGCGCUUGUCACCUGCUCGUGUUUAUCCCCCCCCCCCCCCCCCCACACACACACACUCUGUGUGUUGAGUUAUUGGUAAAUGUGUGUUGUACUCCAUUUGAACAGUUGGUUAAAAGAACCUGUAGAUAAAUAAUAAACUUCCCUAUAGAUUUGACGGUAAACCUCUUUCUUAGUCUACUGUAACACGACAAAUGAUCAGUGACCGCGUGUGUCGGGGAAUUUGUUUUAAAAUCCACUAAAGUUAAAAACAAAAAGCUAAAACUCGAGUUUAAAAAGAAGACGACUUGGUUGCCUUGAUAAUAAGAUCCCUUAAAUGCUCAAACUGUGUGUCAAACACUGAAAUGAUUGCAGAUGUGUGGUUGGUAUAUGCCGUGAAUGGUGAAGUGUUACUGUGAAUGAAUAAAAAAAGCACAAUGUACAGUCCACAGCGGUCCGAACCGGAACUUGACUCACUUCAGGGGCUUCCAUCACAAAAUCCCGUUCAAGCUCUAACAAUCACUUUCUUUGUUCUGUUGUGUUCAUAUUCUGAAGUGCUAUUCCUUUUUUUUUUUGACAAGUGUGGUAACUUUGCAUCUCUAUAGAUAUUGUCUUGAUCCAAAAGAAAAGAGGGAAACAAAAUAUCUUUUUCCUGUUAUUUUCUCGUGUGAUCGGUCGGACUUUGUUCACGUUCCACCAAUAAUUUAAUAGAUGUUUUAUCUUGAUGAAAGCCAAAGUGGGUGCAUCUUGAUGUGAUCUGUAUUAUACAUACAGUAGUUUGUUUUUCUUCUUCUGUUCAGUCAAUAUACAUUUUCUUUGAAACUGGGUGGGAUAUGAAAAAGAAAAAAAAAACGCAUACACAGGCUUUCCAAUUUCUACAACUGGUUGUUCAUAUGUAUUUUGUACCAGUGCAGCUUUUUAUAUUGGAAAUUAAAGGAAAAAAAAAAUCUAUAUUGGAAAAAAAAAAAAAAUUGUCUGGCCUCUCUAUGUGGCCUCUCCGUGACCUGAUCUCGAGUUUGGCCUCUUGGUGGUGUCAAGCAAUUUUUUUUUUUUUGUUUUUGUUUUUUCUCUCUACUCUCUAAAAGAUGCCUGAUUUAGAUCUCUACGUGUUCCUCACUUCGUUAAUCAGCUUCAGUUUCUGGGGUAGGGGAGGGAGGGAGGGAGGGGGGGGAGGGAUCCUCUAAAUCGUGGUAAGUUUCAUGUUAGUAUUUGUGCUGUCCACAUAGUUUAAUGGUCAUCAGGAUUUUGACAACUUGUGUGGUUAAUUGUCUUAGUUGAAGAGUUAACUAUGUGUUUAGUUGGAGCCUUGCUUUUUACCUGUGUAGAGUUUUCUGUUUUUUCCCCCAUUAGCGGAGUGCGUAGCCGAAAGACUCUGUGUUCUUUUUUUUGGUCAAUGUUUGUUCAUGUGUGGUGUGUUUCUUUGCCUCUGUCUCCAAAUUAAACCAUUUCCCCUAAUAUGGACUGUGUCUUUGUGUGUUGUGCUUGUCCAGUGUUGUAAAGACAUUUUACAAACCACCCCCCCCCCCUCCCCCAGUGUGUCAUGUCUCGCUAACUUGUUUCUCUUCGUUGUGCUUCUCUUUGCUUAUUUCUCAGUGUUAGUGGUGAUUAUUUGGGGUUUCAAUUAUAAAACUUCUUUCUAUAACUUGGGUCGCUUGCACGUCUACAGGUGUAAACUAAUAUAUCCUGUCAAUAUGUAGCUGAGUUAAUAGUUGUGAACACCUUGAGUUUAGACAACCUACAGUGAGAUGAUUAGUUGAGUUAAGAUUCAUUAUUUUUAGUCACCAGAAUCUAAUUGGCGAUCAUUUUGAUAAUUGAGUAUUUCAAUACUUCCAGCCCCUCAAAUGUGAGGAUAUUAAGCUUUUCUCCAUCUUCCAUAUCAUGAAAGAACCAAACAAUUAUAAUCAAUAAUGGAAAUAAUCAUUUGAUGCAACCCUGACAGCAAAUAUCCCAAAACAAUCCAAAAACCAAACGGUAUACCAAAAAAUCCCCAUUAUUUUCCUGAUCGUUUUGGUUUUUCGAGUGCCCACAACUCCUUGAAAAUGUAUUUUUUACUGUGUAUGUGGAGAUAGCUUUAGCAGCGUAGUACUCUCAGUAUAACGUGAUAUAAUAAAGGUAUUUCUGUUGGGACAAAGAGAGCCUCACCUACUCCACCAAGACACAACUUGUCCUGCUGCCUUGCAUCAUGGUCUGAAGACGGUGGUGUGGGUGGAGAAACUGGCAUCAUCUGCUUCUACUCUAGAGUUUCCUCUUUUGAACCGAUAUAAAACGGAAGCUUUAACAUAGAAGCUUUUUUGUUUUGGGUGAUUAAUAUCAAAACCUGAUUUAGGGUUUAGGAUAGCUGAAAAAUGUUCUGCUUUACCAACAUGGGUCCAGAAGUGGCAGCCAGCCAGAGUGUGAAAGAUAUUUAUUAUAAUAUGAAUAUUUUUUAGCUUGAAUUGACCACAUGGGACUAUGAUGACGUUUCCCUGAUCUCAAUUAUCAAAACAUACAUUUGGAAGAAAUUAUUCAGAGAUCACCUUCCUCGUUAAUUGAACGUAGACUGUUGUGUUGAAACAGGAUGUUUGAGCAAGGACCGACAUAUAUGGAAAAUUAGAAGCCAAAUGUUUGAUUUCAUCAUGACAUUAAAAAUAUAUUUUGGAGGGUAAAUCUGCAGUUGGUGUAGAGCUCUGUCUGGUGGAAAGCUUACUUUCAAAUUGCUCCAAAAUCUUUCAUAAGUGUGACAUUGGGUUGAGAUUGUGAAGGCCAUAACAUAUGAUCCUCACUUGAAUUCGUCCCCUGUAUGCUAUUUAAACGUACGGCUAAUUGUAGAGCAAUGAAUAUCGACACAAAGCAACAUAUAGAAAAAUACAGACGGGUCGAUUUCAUACCAAAAUCACGUGAAAUCCUGUUUUCCAACUUUUAAAUGUGCAUACUGGAAUUUACAAGGAUCACCUGAACGCAGCACUGACCAUGUUGUUUUGACACUUGUUGCGCUACGUAACGGGGGCUACUUCAGGAUUUUUUUUUUUCGAGCUUGAACACAAGGAACCGUUGCCCCAAAACGUAUUAUCGUGUACUACAAAUACAAAUCAGGUGUUUUUAAUAAAUAUGAGACAAAAGUAAUAAAAAAUAAACUAAAAGGGGAAGAUAUUCUCGUAACAGGGUUGUGAGGACCUCAGCCAAUCAGCUUCCAGUGCGGCGUCUCCUCCCAUAACGUCGUAGAUAAGUAUGGCCGCCGUCCUGUAGCUGUUGGCGUGUCUUCACAAGAAUUAUAGCUUUAAUUACACCUUUUAAAAACAAUGUCGGCUGUACUUUUCCUGAGAAAGUCGCUGAGUAGACUGCCACCGGCUGUCGCUCGGAAGGUGGUCGCCGGCUGUUAUCACACCGAGAAAGGUGUCUUCGGAUACCGACCCAAAGAGACUGAGAGACACCACAAGUCACAGGACGACCGCAUCGCAGCACUCAACCAAGAUCAUGGUCUUGCCCGUCUGGUGGAGGCUUACAGAGCACAUGGGCACAAGGCUGCGAAGAUUAACCCCUUACUACCUGAAAAGCCUGUUGCUGACAGCGUCCCGGAGAUUAACAUGCUGACUGGCACCAUCACUGGACACCUUAACACCUCAGGUCUGCAGCACUUUGGCAAAGCGGAGGCUUCGGUGGAAGAGGUUAAGGCCUACCUGGAGGGAGCCUACUGUGGCCACCUGUCGGUAGAGACCAUCCAGCUGAGCAGCCUGGAGGAGAGGGAGUGGGUCGCUGACCGCUUUGAGGAGCUCAAGAAGAAGAGUUUCUCCACGGAGGAGAGGAAGCAGGUGGCUAAGAUCAUGCUGGAGUCUCAGGAAUUUGACCACUUUCUGGCCACCAAGUUUUCUACUGUGAAACGUUACGGAGGAGAAGGAGCAGAGAGCAUGAUGGGCUUCUUCCAGGAGCUUUUCCACCAGUCGUCCCACAGCGGAGUCACGGACAUUAUCAUCGGCAUGCCUCAUAGAGGCCGACUCAACCUCCUGACGGGCCUGCUGAAGUUGCCGCCAGAGCUCAUGUUCCGUAAGAUGCGCGGCCUCAGCGAGUUCCCCGAGACCUCGCUAGCCAUCGGCGACGUCCUCUCCCACCUCACCUCCUCCGUGGAGUUGGACUUCGGAGCCGCAAAACCUCUUCAUGUGACCAUGCUGCCCAACCCUUCUCACCUGGAGGCCAUCAACCCCGUGGCUCAGGGCAAAACCAGAGCCAGGCAGCAGCUCAGGCAAGAAGGAGACUAUUCACCCGAAGACGACGCCCAGCCGGGGGACCAAGUCGUCUGUCUGCAGGUCCAUGGUGACGGCGCUUUCCCCGGCCAGGGGAUCGUUCCAGAAACGUUGACCCUUUCCAACCUCCCCCACUACAGAGUCGGUGGGAGCAUCCACCUCAUUGUGAACAACCAAGUGGGUUACACCACUCCAUCCGAGAGGGGGAGAUCCUCUUUGUACUGCAGUGACGUUGGUAAGAUGGUGAACUGUGCUGUGAUCCACGUAAACGGCGACGAUGCCGAGGACGUGAUGCGGGCCACUCGGCUGGCUGUGGAGUACCAGCGGCUUUUCAGGAAAGACGUCAUCCUGGACCUGAUCUGCUACCGUCAGUGGGGCCACAACGAGCUGGACGAGCCUUUCUUCACCAACCCGGCCAUGUACAAGGUCAUCCGAUCCCGUAAGAGCAUCCCCGACUCCUACUCAGACCAGCUGAUCUCUGAGGGUGUGAUGACCGAAGUCGAGCGCGAGGAGAUCAAGUCCAAACACUACGGCAUGCUCAACGACAAGCUGUCCAACAUGACCCUGUACAGCCCGCUGCCCACCAACCUGCAGGGCCGCUGGGCGGGUCUGGUGGAGCCCCAGGCCCGAGUCACCACCUGGGACACGGGCGUCCCCGUUCCCCUGCUGCAGUUUGUGGGAGGGAAAUCUGUGGACAUCCCUGAGGAAAUCCAGCUGCACAGCCACCUUAGAAAGACCCAUGUACAGGCUCGGUUGCAAAAGUUGGAAGAAGGGACCAGACUGGACUGGUCCACAGCCGAGGCCUUGGCCUUCGGCUCCCUCCUCUCCCAAGGCUUCGAUGUUCGAAUCAGCGGACAGGACGUUGGAAGAGGCACGUUCAGUCAGCGACACGCCAUGGUGGUGUGUCAAGACACUAAUGACAUGUACAUCCCUCUGAACCACAUCAGCCCUCAGCAGACGGGUUUCCUGGAGGUGUGUAACAGCCCGCUGUCUGAGGAGGCGGUGCUUGGAUUUGAAUACGGUAUGAGCAUCGCACAGCCGAAGCUACUUCCCAUCUGGGAGGCUCAGUUUGGUGAUUUCUUUAACGGAGCGCAGAUCAUCUUUGACACUUUCCUCACUGGAGGUGAAGCCAAGUGGCUGCUACAGUGCGGGAUGGUGAUCCUGCUGCCGCACGGCUACGACGGAGCCGGACCUGAACACUCGUCCUGCCGUAUGGAGCGCUUCCUCCAGAUGUGCGACAGUAAAGAAGAGGGCGUGGACAGUGACUGUGUGAACAUGGCGGUGGUCAACCCCACCACGUCUGCUCAGUACUUCCACCUGCUGAGGAGGCAGAUGAUCCGUAACUUCCGCAAACCUCUCAUUGUGGUCGGACCCAAGACACUGCUCAGAUUUUCUGGGGCAGCAUCCAGUCUGAGUGAACUGGCACCAGGAACAUCUUUCAGAACAGUGUUGGGCGAUACUUCAGUCGCAGCAGAAAGUGUCCAGAAGGUGGUGCUGUGCUCGGGGAAGCACUACUAUGCCUUGCUGAAACAGAGGGAGACGUCAGCAGCCAAGCAGAGCACGGCUCUAGUCCGAGUGGAGGAGCUGUGUCCGUUCCCGCUGGACGCUCUGCAGCAGGAGCUCAAAAAAUACCCCAACGCCAAAGAGUUCAUCUGGAGUCAGGAGGAGCCACAGAACAUGGGCCCCUGGUCUUUUGUAGCUCCCAGGUUUGAGAAGCAGCUGGCCUGCAAGCUCCGGUUAGUAAGCCGACCUGCUCUGCCCGCCCCUGCUGUCGGCAUCGGGAUCCUCCAUCAGCAGCAGCAAGAGGCCAUCCUCACCGCUACCUUCUCCUAGGACUCAACCAGACUGGGAACCAAAAUAACCAGCACAACACUAUGUCAUGGUAUCUGCUGUGGUCCUUCAAUACAUGUACACUGCAGAUACCCGGGACCUUUUUAAACGAUGUUCGGUUUAUACAAUAAAUUGGUUAAUAUAAAUAACAAAUACAAAGGAAGCAUUAAAGAGAGUAGUGUUGAUCAUUUUUAACUCUUAUAGUCAAACACAGGUUUUUAAUGAAUGUGUUUAUGGUGUGAAGGGAAGAGCAGAAUACUUGUCUGCUUGUUUCUAAAGUUUUUCACCUCUUUCUCUUAUUUAAGGCUGUAUUCUUUGUGUUCAGUGACGAGGUGCUAUUGAAUGAAAGAGGACAACGCUUUCCGAGCACGAGGAACCAUCAGUGUCAACAUCCGAACUAUUAAUCCCAACUAUUAAUAGUUGGGAUGUGAAUCGAGGCCUUAGAGACCAUGUUUACAGUGCGUCUGUUCGUAUUUGUAGCACUGGGGAUUGUAUCAAAAGGGUACGAGCUCCACGUUUCAGGAAUGAAAACUGUCCGUUUAAAACAAGAAACUACAUUUAUGUGAUGAGUUUUUAAAGAGCUUCAGUUGUAACCACUGGAUUUUGGAG